UAACAAAAGACAUUUGACAGUUCGCUGUGUGAUGUGAAUGUCUUAUGUUUCUCUAGAAGCUGUUGAAGAGGAAGGAGACAUGAAAGCUGUGUUUGGUCUGCUGCUGAUAGUGCUCAGAGUGUGUCACGCUGUUGAGACGUCCUGUGAUGCCAGACAGGAUGGAGCUCAGUGUUAUGGAGCUGUGGGAGGAACUGUGGAGAUCAGACUGAUGGACAGCACCACAGGAAUACAUAGAUUCAUUUGGAAAAAGAAUACAUUAAGGAUUUUGAGAGGACAAGAGACAAAAAUUGUGUCAAAUCAGUAUAAGAACAGAUCCAUCUUCAUAUUGAAUAAUGGAACAUUUAGGAUCAGUAACUUAAACAGAAAUGACACUGGUACAUAUGAGCUUGAACUGAUUAAUUCAUCUGGCAUCAUAAUAGAAAGACGGACUCAAAUCCUGUCCAUCCAAGCUCCUGUGUCCUCUGUCCAGCUGGACUCUGAGUGUCUGUCUCAGGGGGGGAGGAGGGCGUCCUGUUCCUCUGAUGGAGGGGACAGUCCUCAUUACAGCUGGACUCUGGAUGGACACACACUGAAGGACUCUCAGCUCCUCUAUGGAAAUCAAACAUCCAACAACAUCAUUCUGAGAGAAGACGUCUCAGGACAACUGGUCUGUUCAGUCAGUAACCAUGUCAGUAGUGUCUCUAAAGGGGAGAGGAUUUCUACCUGUGUAUUCAUUAACUGCACUUUCAGCAGUGGGACGCAGAUUUCACAGUGGCUGCCUGAAGAAAUCGAAUCCCUGUGUUUUGAACCAACAACACCCCCUGAUUCUACCGUGGCUAAGGAGAGUGACAGUACUAACUCCUCUAAUACAACAUCCAUCAAACCAAAUAAUGAUUCGUCUCUGCUGGCAUGCAUCCUGAAAGCAGUUGUUAUCACUCUUUUAUUGCUGGGGAUGGCCGUCUUUUUUGGUUGGAGAAAGUGGAAUGACAAGAAAGCUGAAGCCUCUACCACAACAAGAAGAACUCAGUACCAAGAGAGCUCCUUUUCCAUGGCUGAAGUGAGAAGCUCUGCAUCCCAACCUUAAGUUUAUGAAACCAACAGUGGGAUCAUAUCAGUUUCAUCCUAAAUGAUUUGUCUGAAUUAAUCAGAGCUGUACAUGUAGGCAGGUCUAGACAGUGUAUUUUCCUUCUGUGCAUUAUUUCUGUUACCUUGGUCAGUGUAUUGACUGGGUUCAUAUGUUCUACAACAAGCGCUUAUAUUGUCACAUUUACAAUACAAUUCACUUUAUGUUAUCUGGUAAUCAGUAUACUAUGGAUUUGUAAUGGUUUUAUUCGCUGCCAUUUGCUUUUGUUUUUAUCACAUAUUUUCACCCUUAAAUUGAUCUAGUCCCAUGUACUUGUCAACAUUUUGAGUAUUUACACCGUCACAUUUUCUCUGCUUUGGUUUUUAGACUCUUUAUCAGUAUUCUUACAUAUGAAGUUUUUUGUCUAUGAUGUACAGUACAUAUAUAUGCACAUACAUAUGCACAUGCGCACGCACGCACGCACAUGCACAUACACAUAUACAUGUACAAAUACACAUGCACAUACAUUUACAAAUACAUUAUAUAAAUGUUUUGUCUCUUUUCAUGAAAUGAUUGUGACAAUGUGAUUUAUUCAUUGUGGGAUAAAAUGUAACUCAGUAUGAAAUCAUUGCAACAGGACAAAAAUGAUUAUUGAUGUGUAUAAAUAGGAAUAAAAAGAGAAAUCUGUCUGAAAACA
Messenger RNA from Sphaeramia orbicularis (orbiculate cardinalfish), 1739 nucleotides. RefSeq lists its product as uncharacterized. NCBI's taxonomy places the organism in Eukaryota, Metazoa, Chordata, Actinopteri, Kurtiformes, Apogonidae. Bases 38 to 1063 code for a protein of 341 amino acids. The transcript has 5 exons. The record is from RefSeq and is a predicted model, not a curated record. Gene Ontology annotation, cellular component: membrane.